Messenger RNA from Drosophila subobscura, 866 nucleotides. Its product is annotated as integumentary mucin B.1. Gene Ontology annotation, cellular component: extracellular region. The transcript is spliced from 2 exons. The coding region runs from base 38 to 850 and encodes 270 amino acids. Gene Ontology annotation, molecular function: chitin binding. NCBI's taxonomy places the organism in Eukaryota, Metazoa, Arthropoda, Insecta, Diptera, Drosophilidae. The record is from RefSeq and is a predicted model, not a curated record.
UUGGGUUAAUAGUGAAUCAAGUCGACUGCUGCAUGAAAUGAAACUGGCUUUUAUAUUUAUGUCCGUGCAGCUAAUGCUCCUGGCGACUUCCCUCAACGCCAGAAGAUGUAUUCGGCCAACAACGAAGCCAACAACGACAACCACUUCGCCAGAGCCCACCGACGAUGAGCCAAGUGACGAAUCCUCUGAGUCAUCGGGGGAAAUCACUGAUGCACCAACGGAUCCAACGGGAGAGACUACUGGUUCAACACCAGAUACUUCAGAAGAAACUACUGGUGCACCCUCGGAGCCUUCAGGAGAAACUACUGGUUCAACACCGGAUCCAACGAGCAAGCCCACGGAUGCACCAUCGGAUCCUUCAGGAGAAACUACUGGCUCACCCUCGGAUCCAACGAUUAAACCCACAGAUGCACCCUCAGAUCCACCGGGAGAGACUACUGGUCCUACCUCCGAUGCAACGGAUAAACCCACAGAUGCACCAUCGGAUUCAUCGGGAGAGACUACUGGUCCUCCAACGGAUCCAACGAGCAAACCCACGGAUGCACCAUCGGAUCCAUCGGGAGAGACUACGAAUGCAGCCCCAGAUCCAUCGAGAGAAACUUCUGAGGCAGCAUCGGAUCCAACGAAUGCAUCGGGUGUAUCCACUGAUACACCUCAGACAACCAAACCUCCACCCGCAAUAGAUUCGGACGCUGCGUGCCAGGCACAUCCGGGAGUGCAUUACUUACCAAAUCCCUACGAUUGCCAUAAGUACAUACAGUGCGAGGGGAAUGUGGGGCACAUACAUACAUGUGCAGCCGAUCUCUACUGGAAUUCGAUUGCGCUGACCUGCGAUACGGUUUGCCAAUAAAGUUGUAUGAAUAGCA